Messenger RNA from Beta vulgaris subsp. vulgaris (sugar beet), 1272 nucleotides. RefSeq lists its product as uncharacterized. The coding region runs from base 1 to 1272 and encodes 423 amino acids. NCBI's taxonomy places the organism in Eukaryota, Viridiplantae, Streptophyta, Magnoliopsida, Caryophyllales, Amaranthaceae. The transcript has a single exon. The record is from RefSeq and is a predicted model, not a curated record.
AUGACCUGUGUUACAAGUACAAGUUGCUCACUGAUGAUUAAUGGCAAUUUGUUUGGUUUCUUUAAACCUAUGAGAGGUCUCAGACAAGGAGACCCAAUUUCUCCAUUGCUAUUUGUUAUAUGUAUGGAGUACAUGACCAGAAUUAUGAAGCAUGUGGGGCUGAAAAAGGACUUUAAGUUUCAUCCAAGAUGCAAAUCAAUACAACUCAAUCAUUUAGUUUUUGCUGAUGAUGUUUUGCUGUUUUGCAAAGGGGAGUUUGUGUCAACAUACAUGAUGCUUCAAGGGUUUAAACUAUUCUCAGAAAAAUCAGGUUUAUGUGUGAAUAAGAGUAAAACAGCUGUCUAUACAGCUGGUAUGGAGAAUGAUGAGAUAAAUAGGAUACUGAAUGUGUCUGGUUUCUCACUUGGGAAGCUCCCUUUCACCUAUCUUGGAAUGCACAUAUUCUCCACAAGGAUAAGCAAUGGGGCUUGUCAAACUCUAUGUGACAAAAUGAUAAGCAGAAUCAAAACAUGGAGCUCAAGGAACCUCUCAUAUGCUGCUAGGGUUCAAUUAAUAAAUUCAGUUCUGAUGAGCCUUCAUGUCUACUGGGGUCAAAUCAUUGUGAUUCCAAAAGGAGUGAUAAGGAAGAUUAUGGAGGUAUGUAGAUCUUUUCUGUGGAGAGGAGAAUACUUUACCUCAAGACCUGGUAAUAUUGAAUGGAAUCAAAUUUGCUUACCUAAAAAAGCAGGUGGACUUGGGUUUAGAAGGAUUGAUUAUUGGAAUCAAACUGCUUUGGGUAAACUGGUGUGGGCAAUAGCUAAAAAAGAGGAUUCCUUAUGGAUAAAGUGGAUAAACACAGUGUAUAUCAAGGAUGCAGGAUGGUGGGACUACAAGCCUCCUAAAAAUGCCAGCUGGUAUUGGAAAUGUAUUUGUGAAGUAAAAGAAAAGCUGAAAAACAAUAUAACAAUUCCUGUUAUAAUGCAAGUGCAGAAGUAUCAGAUCAAAAACGUUUACACCCUUAUGAUGGGAGAAAGUCCUAGAUGUUUUUGGGAUAAAUGGGUAUGGUGCAGGCAAGCUGUGCCCAAGUUCAACUUUGUUUGUUGGCUAGCUAUCCAAAACAGAUUAUACACAAGGGACAGGUUAGUCAAAUGGGGGGCUGUUGAUGAUGAUAAGUACCCUAUCUGCCAGAAUGUGGAAGAAUCACACCAUCACCUAUGGUUCCAGUGCACUUUCAGUAAACGAGUGCUUCAGGAGAUACUGGGUUGGUUCAAUAUCAGAUGGAUGAACAAGUAA